AUGCUGCUUUCCACCCCUCUCCAACCGCCCCCCUACCCCUGCAAUCGAGGCAGCAACGGAAUGUCAAUCAUGUGGAGAGGGCUCGAGGGUGUUUCAGGAGGCACCGAGGGGGAGGAGGGCACGAUGCAGCGAGCGCACCCAGCGUCACUUCCGGCAAGAGGAAAAUAUCAUCAUCAUCAGCAGCAGCAGCUGCCGCAUGGUGGUGAUGGAUCUGUCAAAUUGCUCGGCUGCGAAGGCUCGCGCGCUACUCAACGUAGCGGGUUUGCGAGCGUUCACACGCGCCUACCCUUCUGGCUACUUUUGUGCACAUGGCAGGAGUCGCACGUGUCCAUAAAAACUGCCCGGGAAGAGGAAGAAGAUGAAUUAGACGAGGAACCGGUGUGA
Mesocestoides corti is the source of this 384-nucleotide messenger RNA. Lineage: Eukaryota; Metazoa; Platyhelminthes; Cestoda; Cyclophyllidea; Mesocestoididae. The record is from the annotation of a GenBank genome assembly.